ACCGAGGUGACCGACCCAGAUAUUCAGAUAUUCUCACCUGUCUCCCCAGCUGCUGCUCACACUGUUCUCCUAAUGGAAGAGGGGAAAGCAAACCUGGCGUUUAAAGGUAUCGCCGAGAGACUGACCCUCGGCAUCACUCGCAUACUCGAGAACAUGCCGGGUGUCGUGGACGUGCGGUUCGCCGAGAGGGAGCCUGCAGAGAAGAGGAGCCUGUUGUCAUGGGAACAGAAAAACACCUGUAUUUUGCCAGAAGACCUGAGAGAUUUCUACCUGACAACUGAUGGGUUCACUCUGACCUGGAGUGUUAAACUAGACAAUGAGUGUGUUCCCUUAGGAUGCAUGGUGGUGAACAGUGUGGCCCGGCUGUGGCCACUCCUCCAACCAGUGUCCCUGUUCUCCCUUCCCAACGCCCCCUCCCUGGCAGACCUGGACUGGGAGGAAAGCGACGCUACACUUGGGUCGGAGCGAGCGCCUGCUGUGCCCCAUUUUGAUUCCCGGAGCCGCAUCUUUGAGCUGGAUUCCUGUGGCGGGAACGGCAAGGUGUGCUUGGUCUACAAAAACUGCACCGCAGGUGUAGUAGCCCAGCAGAGUGAAAUCUGGUUCCUGGAUUGCUCACUGUGUUGGCAUUUUCUCACCGCAACUUUCACCUCUUACUACCGACUGAUGAUAACUCACCUGGGCCUGCCUGAGUGGCAGUAUACCUUCACUCCAUAUGGCCCCAGCCCGCAGGCCAAGCAGUGGGCCUCACUGUACCAGCCGCUGACCUUCAGCAGUGAGCACAGCAUGGCUGAUGCUGCGGGAGAUUCUUAUCUCAACAAACUGGAUCCGACCAAGGCCUUCAAAGGCAAAGCCAAGGCGCCGGCACCCAAGAAGAAACCGCCAUCGCAGUGCAGCUCAGGCAACGCUGCCAAGAGCCAAGGGAGCACAGGGAGACUAAGUGGGACAAAGCGGUGAGAAGGUUCCCAAUCAAGGAAAACAUUGUAAUCCUUUGUGUACGGUCAACAUGGCUUAAAAAAGCACUCAGUGAUUCCUUCAUCUUGGACUCCUGAACGUCUGGACAGACGAACCAGGGUUCUCCUGCCUCUACACAUGGCUGAAGUGGUACCGGCUGUUGGAGGCAGUGAGGCAUGUAAACAGUUAUUCUAACCUUAUUUAUGUGUAGGUGAUUAAAGAAUACCUGCCUUACGUCUAAAUAGACUUGAAAAAUCCAAAUAAUUCAAGUGUAGUUUUUUAAAUUUCAUUGCUCUAUGAUAGUGAUGGAGAAAUGAGGCUUGUCUCCAAUGAGACAGAUAUAUUAUCUGCACACUCAUUUAACUCAGUGUUCGCUGGGGACACCUGCUGGUCAAAACAACUCAUCAGCCAAGUCAAGAAGUUUGAUCAUGUGCUGCUGACAUAGUAAUACUGAAAGGUAGCAACAAAUUGUAUCACUGCUAUAACUACUAUAGGACAAAUAAUACUCAAUAAGGGCACUAUGUUACUUUAUAAUUAUACGUAUUUAUCCCUUAGAUUUGGUUUGCUGUUGUAAAUAUUUCAAUUUGAAUGUCAAACACAGCAAUAACAUACUAUAUAUAAUAUAUAUAUAUAUAUAUAUACAU
Messenger RNA from Limanda limanda (common dab), 1595 nucleotides. It is a transcript of the gene tpgs2, whose product is annotated as tubulin polyglutamylase complex subunit 2. The transcript is spliced from 7 exons. Bases 73 to 954 code for a protein of 293 amino acids. Lineage: Eukaryota; Metazoa; Chordata; Actinopteri; Pleuronectiformes; Pleuronectidae. The record is from RefSeq and is a predicted model, not a curated record. Gene Ontology annotation, biological process: protein polyglutamylation.